AGCAGAGCGCUCAUCAUGUCACCACUCGGACUAAAAGCCAUUGUUGGAGAAAAGAUAAUGAACAAUGUCAUCAAGAAAGCAAGAGAAAAAGGAAAAUGGAAGGUGCUGGUGGUGGACAAGCUGAGCAUGAGGAUGAUCUCCUCUUGCUGUAAGAUGACAGACAUUAUGUCAGAGGGAAUCACCAUUGUGGAAGACAUAACUAAGCGGCGUGAGCCUUUGCCCAGCAUGGAGGCCAUCUAUCUGAUCACGCCCUCAGAUGAGUCUGUUGAGGGUCUGAUCGAUGACUUCAGAGACCCACAGAAUCCAAGGUACCGAGGAGCUCAUGUCUUCUUCACCGACACCAUCCCAGAUAUGCUGUUUGGACUGUUGACCAAAUCCCGCGCCUCCAAAGCCAUGAAGGCCUUGACCGAGAUCCACAUCGCCUUUCUGCCCUAUGAAUCUCAGGUCUUCUCCCUGGACAAAGUGGAUGCCUUUCAGGACUUCUACAGCCCCUUCAAGGCUGAUGUGAAGAACAACAUGUUGGAGCGCUGUGCUGAGCAGAUCGCCACCCUGUGUGCCACACUCAAAGAGUAUCCUGGAGUCCGAUACAGAGGGGAGUACAAAGACUGUGCAGUUCUGGCUCAGAUGCUUCAGGAGAAGCUGGAUGGUUACAAGGCUGAUGACCCCACCAUGGGAGAGGGUCCAGACAAGUCUCGCACUCAGCUGCUCAUUCUGGAUCGCGGCUUUGAUCCUGUGUCUCCCAUCCUGCAUGAGCUCACGCUGCAGGCCAUGGCCUACGAUCUGCUGGGCAUCGAGAACGACGUCUACAAGUUUGAGACCAGUGGCAUGGGAGAGACGAGGAUGAAGGAGGUGUUGCUGGAUGAGGACGAUGACCUGUGGCUGACUCUGAGACACAAACACAUCGCAGAAGUGUCGACGGCUGUGACUCGUUCUCUCAAAGAGUUCUCUGCCAGCAAAAAGAUGAACACUGGAGAAAAGACCACCAUGAAGGAACUGUCUCAGAUGCUGAAGAAGAUGCCUCAGUAUCAGAAAGAGCUCAGCAAGUAUUCCACUCACCUCCACCUGGCUGAAGACUGCAUGAACCGUUACCAGGGAACUGUGGACAAACUCUGUCGUGUCGAACAGGACCUGGCGAUGGGCGUGGAUGCAGAGGGUGAGAAGAUCAAGGAUCCCAUGAGGCUCAUUGUCCCCAUCCUGCUGGAUGCUAACGUCAGUGUGUCUGACAAGAUCCGCAUCAUCCUGCUCUACAUCUUCCUCAAAAACGGUGUGACUGAGGAGAACCUGUGUAAGCUCCUCCAGCAUGCCAACAUCCCACCAGAGGACAGUGACAUCAUUUCCAACAUGGCCCACAUGGGCAUCCCCAUUGUCUCCGAGGUCACUGUCAAGAAAGCCAAGAAGCCCGAUCGUAAGGAGCGAAUCAGCGAGCAGACCUACCAGCUCUCCAGGUGGACUCCUCUCGUCAAGGAUCUCAUUGAGGACGCCAUUGAAGACAAACUUGACCCAAAGCAGUACCCGUACAUUUCCCAGCGACAAGCAUCUGCCAAAGCCAGUGCUCCAUCAAGUGCUCGCUAUGGUAACUGGCACAAGAACAGGGGGCCCACUGAGAUUAAGACGGGCCCCAGGAUCAUCGUCUUCAUUAUUGGAGGGAUGACAUACAGCGAGAUGCGCUGUGUCUAUGAGGUCACUCAGGCCAAUGGCAAAUGGGAGGCUCUGAUUGGUUCCACCCACGUUCUCACCCCACCUAAGUACUUAAAGGAACUACAGCACCCAGACUUCCUGGACCCCAACGCCCCUCCAGAGGGCACAGAGGGCACAGAGGGCACAGAGGAGCCGCCUGCAGAAUGA
Molecule: messenger RNA, 1845 nt
Organism: Plectropomus leopardus (leopard coralgrouper)
Lineage: Eukaryota; Metazoa; Chordata; Actinopteri; Perciformes; Serranidae
Gene: stxbp1b
Product: syntaxin binding protein 1b
Biological process (GO): vesicle-mediated transport
Source: RefSeq, a predicted model, not a curated record